Messenger RNA from Zymoseptoria tritici IPO323, 1917 nucleotides. RefSeq lists its product as uncharacterized. Gene Ontology annotation, biological process: transcription by RNA polymerase III. The coding region runs from base 1 to 1917 and encodes 638 amino acids. The transcript has a single exon. Gene Ontology annotation, cellular component: RNA polymerase III complex. NCBI's taxonomy places the organism in Eukaryota, Fungi, Ascomycota, Dothideomycetes, Mycosphaerellales, Mycosphaerellaceae. Gene Ontology annotation, molecular function: DNA binding. The record is from RefSeq and is a predicted model, not a curated record.
AUGCCACCCAAAGCUCCGGGAUCCAAGGCUCCCCCUACACAAAGCACGGAACAAGCCAGCAGUGGUUCAGCACAAUCACCACCAGGCAAUCCAGUCACUCCCGCAGCAACGCCUACACCUUCUGCUGCAUCCACUCCGGCUCCUCUUAGCCGCCAGAGCUCGACACCACGACCCUCCUCAACGCGAGGUAAACCUGUCGUCAAUGCACCAAGGGCUGCCAAUCGACGAUCACAAGCUGCUCGACUUGAAGCUGCACAGACAGCAGCGAGGGCGAAAGCUGCUGAGGCUGAGGCCGUAGCGGAGGAGAAAAAGAGGAAAGACAGAGAAGCCAGGCGUUUCGGUUACAGAGGCAAUGAUCGCUCGGGCAGAGGAGGCGGGAGAGGCGGACGAGGUCGUGGAGGACACAUGGGAGAUUCGCACCGGUCGAGAGAUGAAGAUGUGAUUGCUAGUGGGCCUUUCAGCGCUGGACAAGUGACCGCAGAUGCGAAAGCGGCUUACGCGAGGCGAUUUGGGUCUGGAGCCAGUGGGUCUGGAGCAUUCUCAGGUGGUGUUACCAGUAGCUCGGGCGGUAGGAGCGGAGGAGGUGGUGGUGGAGGCAGCGGAGGUGGUGGAGGAGGAGGUUCCGGAGGUUCAGGAAUCAAGAGUGAGCCAGGGAGUGGCGGGACUUUUACCAUGAGCACAAGGGGGUUGAAGACGGAGGAUGGCGGCUACAUCUCCAGCGACGAUGAGGAGGUCGACACGACCCUCCCGAAGCAAGACAUCGACCACAUGCAGGUCAUCGAUUUGACAGGAGAUGAUGCUGCACCUAGACGCAAGAACGCGCUCGCUCCCGUUCGUCUGACCCGAGUACCUCACCAAGAACGAACUGUCGGAUUGAGUAUAGAAGACUCCAAUGCAGCCAGCAACAUUGUACCCCCAGAAAUGCCCACGACCGAAAAGAAGAAAGGCAAACAGCGAGCUCGAGAUGUUGAGAUUACAGGGUCCACCGCGAUGCCCAAACGACCAACAGCGUAUAGCUCAUCUGACGACGAGAACGAGCAACCUUAUAUCAAGCCCGAACCUACGGGAGACGAUGGGCAAGCUCGGCCAACCACACCACCCGCUCAAGACAUCACAACGAUUCCAGAAGCACUUCAAGACGCUCCUUCGUCUCCAGAAACAAAACGAAAAGCCAAGGAAAGAAUCAAAGCGAUUGCAGAUUCGAUGGGCGCAGAUGACUCGGACGACAGCGACGUACCCUUACCCGAGCCUCCCCGAUUCCAAACACAAGCUGAACUCGACGAGUGGAAGCGUCAUUACAAAGACCUCCGUGGAAUUCGCAAUGAGCUUGGCCGCCAAGUUCCUAAAACCCUUCCACCUCCCACAGACGCAAACGGCGACACCGCUAUGGAGGGAGCCGCACCGGAAGACCCGACUUUGGUCAAAGCUCGCAAACAAGAAGAGACUCGCUCCCAACACGUCUAUCUCUUUCAGUUUCCUCCUGUUCUGCCAUCCCUCAUACCCGUCUCCGUCAAACCCGAUCCCGAAACUGCUGUAGCAGGCGCCACCGACCAAGACCCAAUGGACGUCGACGCAUCCGCUCAACAACGUUCGACCAAUACGGGUCUUAACGUCCAGCCCAAACUCCCCUCUGGCCACGUUGGCAAGCUGCGUAUCCACAAGUCUGGGAAAGCGACUCUGGACUGGGGCGGCACGAGUCUAUUGCUGGGCAUGGGUGCCGAUGCUACUUUCUUGCAGAACGUGCUGAUUGCUACCGUGCCUGAGACGAAACCUGAGGUCGUGAAGGAAGAGAAGGAUAAGGACAAGGCCAAGGCCAAGGAAGGAGAGGAACCGCUGGAGCCGGCUGUAGGCAUGGGAAUGGGUCAGGUCAGGGGCAAGUUUGUCAUGACGCCGAACUGGGACGAGAUCUUGAGAUGA